Molecule: messenger RNA, 2004 nt
Organism: Paramormyrops kingsleyae
Lineage: Eukaryota; Metazoa; Chordata; Actinopteri; Osteoglossiformes; Mormyridae
Gene: eif4h
Product: eukaryotic translation initiation factor 4h
Molecular function (GO): RNA binding
Source: RefSeq, a predicted model, not a curated record
GAUGCCAAAACGGGCUGAGCAUGUGCCGUCCGGCUGGGAUUUAUUCUAAACAAUAAAAGCUAAAGCGAAGGGUGGUGUUAUUUUUAAUAACAUCACCCAAGCAUCCGAGGCAGCCCGUUUUCGGGAUUUUUGGCUGCAUUAAUUAAGUCUGCUCUCUACUUCACUGACUAACUUGUUGCAGCCCGGCGCCGCUGCCAUAUUUUCAAUCAGGCGCACCGAGGGCAGACCUCAGGCUCUAUAUCGGAGGUCCUUCGUGGCCCUCGACGGCUCGCCUUCUUUCUCUUUGGACCGCGGGCGCUGUGAUGGCGGACUACGAUAACUAUGACGACCGAGACCGUGCUUACGGGAGUUUCGGCGGAGGCAGAGGGCCACGUGGUGGAGGGGGGCCUGGAGGACCCCGUAAGCAGAAGGAGCUGCCGACUGAACCGCCGUUCACGGCCUACGUGGGCAACCUGCCUUUCAACACGGUGCAAGGCGACAUAGACGCCAUCUUCAAAGAGCUGAAUGUCAGGAGCGUGCGGCUGGUCAGAGACAAAGAAACUGACAAGUUCAAAGGUUUUUGUUACGUUGAAUUUGACGACUUGGAAUCGCUAAAAGAAGCCUUAACGUUUGACGGCGCUCUCCUUGGAGAUCGGUCGUUGAGGGUGGACAUUGCAGAGGGUCGUCGGCAGGAGAAGGGUGGAGGGUUUGGGUUUAGAAGACAGGAUGAAAGAGGCCGUGGUGCUUCACGGGGCUCCAGAGGAGGGGGACGGGAUUCCAGAGAUGACUACGACUAUUCUGGAGGAGGCUUCAGAGAUGAUGACUUCAUGGGUGGGCAGAGUCGAGGGGGUGGUCGCCCCGGAGACAGAAGAGGGGGGGGCUCCGGAGGGAUGGGCCGCAACAGAGAUGGACCUCUCCGCGGCGGCUCCUUGGACUUCAGGGAGCCUUCUGAUGAGGAACGGGCACAGAGGCCAAAGCUACAGCUGAAACCACGCACUGUGGCUGGGCCCCUCAACCAAGUCGCCAACCCCAAUUCUGCCAUUUUCGGCGGUGCAAAACCCCGGGAGGAGAACUAAUAAGUCAGUGAGGCUGCUUAUUCAGGAAGGCCACGCUGGAUCUGCUGCUUUUGUUCACCAAAAAACAUUCAGAGACCCGUCCCAAAGAAAGGCAGCGUGGGCUGGGGGCUGGGGAUAAUUUCCCCCUCCCUGUUCAGCCACUCAACAAGCGCCCACGUCCAACUGGUAGGGAGUAGGGGCAGGGCAGGGUCUAUGGUGAAAACAAGCUGGUUGGACAUUGGCUUCAGAUUGACUAUGUUGCCUUUUUUUUUGUGUAAAACUGUUUCCUCUCCUGUUGUGUUUAUAGCAGUGUUUCUCAGCUCGGCCCUCAGGGACCAACAGAAAGUCCAUGUUUUUGCUCCCUACUAGAAGAUAGGAGGGAACAAAAACGUGGACUGUCUGCGGGUCCCCAUGGACUGGAUUGGGAAACGCUGUGUUGUACCAUGAUGGUCCCCUUAUUAACCCUACUCUUUGCUCUCCUCCUUGCUAUUUCAGGAGGGAUAUGUGUGUGUGAGAUUUUAGAUGGUUGAAAUUCCAAUGUCUUUAAUAUGGAAUUGCCACUAUGCCAAGAGCAGCACCUGUUUUCCUUUUCACCUGAAAAAUCCAUGCGUAGAAUUUGGAUAUUUAUGACUAAGAGGCUGUUGGAGGUGAGCAUCUUCACAGAGCUUGGCACAUGCAGUACUGGUGCCCAGGUACCUGCUUAGUCUGAACCCGGCUGACAUGCAUUUUAUUUGAACUUCCAUACACCAGGGCAGAGACGCACUCAAACUGAUCAGCUUCAUGUGAACUUUAGACUUGCAGAAAAUCAUAGGAAGAAAAAUCUUCACUUAUAUCAACAAACCAGUCUUUUUUGACUUUUGUCCAUUUUACUGGGUGUAACUGUGUAAAACACCUUUUUCUUACUGUACUGAAGAAAUAAAUCAGUUUUUGUUUCCUAUAUGGUUUAUGGCAAUAAAAUCAUUUUACAGUU